ACAUUUUUAAUUUGUUCCCACGUGACUUUUGCGUUACGUCUCACCGAACUAAAACCACUCUGUGGCUCUGUGCUCUUCCCACUAACACUAGUUUUCUUUUUGUUUGUAUUUGUAUAUUAAAAUAUUACUCCACGAAAUCACAUGAUGACUUUAGCCAGCUCUCUCUAUAAAAUGGGAUAUCACCAAUAACAAUACUUUUCCAUAUAGAUCUUCUCAACUCUCAACAAAGUAGAAAGCUAUUACCGGAAGUCUAAUUGGAAUCGAGAGUAUUAUCUUAUCAAAUCAUGGCGAGGAUGAUCGGACCAUUCGAAACUGUGCCGGCGAUUCUCGUUUAUCCGAUGAGGGUUUCAGCUUCGCCUUCGUUGGGGACGAUUUACGAGGAAGACGACGAGUAAAAAACACUUUCACCGACGGGAGAUUGACUGACACUCGAGGGUUCUACUUCUAGAUAUCUUUUUUGUUUGUUUGUUUGUUUAAAUCCAUUACAUUGGAAAUCUACAUUUCUUCGAAUUAUACCCAUUUGAUUGAUACUUGAUAGUAUAUUCUUAAUAAAAAUCUCUUAUAUA
Molecule: messenger RNA, 566 nt
Organism: Capsella rubella
Lineage: Eukaryota; Viridiplantae; Streptophyta; Magnoliopsida; Brassicales; Brassicaceae
Exons: 1
Coding region: 285-395 (36 amino acids)
Source: RefSeq, a predicted model, not a curated record